AUGCCUUUGAGAUUGCGGGCAUCACCAUUUGUGCAGCCCUUUGCGCGCGACUGCAUAAUACGCGACCACCCCAGCCCCAAUUUCUACCGACUCUUGUCAAGCACCCCACGACGCCAAAGUAGGCUUCGCGCUCGCCUUGAAAUUCCUCCUCCAUUUCCUGUCACAAAAACAUGCCCUGAGACUACAUGCAACUGCCCAUCCACGCCAUCCAUACCCGAGGGGUUACCGAUCGAUUAUGAACAAGCAUUGAAUGGGACAAUGGCUGCGUAUGCGCAGCAGCUCUUAGUCUGCACCGGGCAAAGAGAUUGGACGAGCCGAAUCGAGAAUGAUGGAGAGAACCAGGGCUGGGGAAACCUUGUGAGAGGCCUUAAGAAGCUUCUCGGUCGUGGGGGACCAUACCUCGAUCCAUUCAACAAUAUUCUUGUUACUGCUUCUUCUAUUUCACCUGCUUCGAAUAGUCCCUCCGCUGCCUCAGGUAUCCUCUUCCCAAGCUUCAAAUACAUCCCCUCGAUCCCAACCGAAGUCCUCUCGUCCUCUGAUGCCACCGACCUGAGAACAUUUGUUCGUGCAUUUCUCCUCCCAGAACGACUACACGAUAUGCACUCAUCUCUACCAGACUCGAAACAGAUCGACAUGGCAAGAGCUCCCACAUUGGCAUCAAAUUUCCUCGGUACCGUGGAUAUUGAACACUCGCCGACCAUUCUUAUCUGCGGACAUGGAGGUCGCGACAUGCGCUGUGGCGUCAUAGCCCCUGCACUCGAAAAAGAAUUUGAACGGGUAUUAAAAGCACAAGGGUUUACCUCCGCCGGAAGCGAUGGCACGACAAUUGAUGAUCCCAAGCAUGCAAACAUUGGUCUGAUCAGUCAUGUCGGUGGCCACAAAUACGCUGGCAAUGUCAUUGUUUAUAUUCCACCAAAGAUGACGAUCAACGGCUCAGAACCUCAUCCACUAGCAGGUAAAGGAAUCUGGUAUGGCCGUAUAGAACCUAAGCAUGUGCAGGGUAUUGUGGACGAAACUGUUUUUGGCGGCAAAGUCGUGACAGAUCAUUUUCGCGGUGGUAUUGACCGGAAUGGAGACAUUCUACGGUUAUAG
Molecule: messenger RNA, 1092 nt
Organism: Penicillium angulare
Lineage: Eukaryota; Fungi; Ascomycota; Eurotiomycetes; Eurotiales; Aspergillaceae
Product: sucrase/ferredoxin-like domain-containing protein
Exons: 2
Coding region: 1-1092 (363 amino acids)
Source: RefSeq, a predicted model, not a curated record